Boeremia exigua is the source of this 1140-nucleotide messenger RNA. RefSeq lists its product as uncharacterized. The transcript has a single exon. The coding region runs from base 66 to 680 and encodes 204 amino acids. NCBI's taxonomy places the organism in Eukaryota, Fungi, Ascomycota, Dothideomycetes, Pleosporales, Didymellaceae. The record is from RefSeq and is a predicted model, not a curated record.
CCCGCGCCGCGCAGUGGUGCCCGCACCGCCAGGACCGCCACGCCCUGCGCCGCGAGGCCUGCCGCAUGGCCGUCGCCGACCUCAGCGACACGUACACCCGCAAGCACAUCCGCCGCUCGCUCAGUGCCGCCGAGGCCGAGGGCAAGCGCGCCGAGGACCAGCUGCACAGUCUCGCCGUGCCCGCCGCCCCUGCCGGCCUCGAUGCCCCCGACGCCCUCGGCAUCCACAGCGGCCACUUCCGCCUGUACUCGUCCGAGCUCUUCGACCUGCUGGGCCAGCCGACCGACCUGCGCCUCGGCACCCUGCGCUUCCACCACCGCCCCGCUGCCGCCGCCGCCGCCCGCCCCGACGCGCCCCCCCACGGCGUCACCGUCGAGCUCGCCCUGAACAACUCGUUCUUUGUCGCCGACUCAGACGAGACCCUGCCCUACCACACCUUCCGCCUGCCCUCUGCGCCCUCGCUGCAGAACAGAGGCAUCUUGAGCCGGGACCCCGACCACGACGGUGCCUUCCCCGACUUCGACUCGUGGCUGCUCUUCACCUUUCUCGGCAGCGGCUGCCUGAAGCUGGAGGUGCCCAUCGAGAUGUGCGCCAGCGUGUACGGCGGCCGUCUGCGGGGCCGCGUCGACGAGGAGGUCACCUUUUGGGGCUUCUUCGUCGACGACGAUGUUCAUCCUUAGCCCCUCUUGACUUUGCUUGCACCCGACUUGCGGAUUGGCCCUUAGACUGGCGUUUGGCUUUGGAGUUGGGCGCUAUGGGAAACGCUGCGAGCCUCGGCGACAAGAGCGGCCGCACAUGCACUUACGACUUACGAAUUUCCUUGACAUCAUACUACGCCUUUGUCAUCUUCACCUCUGUACCAUGCAUGCAUCAUCUACCUAUCCAUCGCGCAUGGGCUCCCUAUAUUCUUCAUUUCCAUAUUUUGCUGUACGCUCGGGCGGCAUUCUGCAUAGCAUUGAUUUAUUCCAAAAUUCGGAAAACAGAGGUAGAUGGUAGAUAGGCAUGGACAGCGCGCACUCGGAGCAAAUGUAACCUCUCGAUAAUGGUAGAGUAAAUGAACGAAUCAGAGACGGCGGACCAUCUUCGGCAGCCGCACCUUCCAUCUUCCCUCAUCUCAACCUUGUAGAAUAAUUUUGCCGC